AAGUUGUAUGAAAUAGCUAGAUCGAGCUAUAUCUAUAAUGUAACUUGAAGUAUUUCUAUUUGAUUUUAUAUUUUGAAUCUACAAUUUCAGUUCUCUAAUUUCUUUUCACUUCUGGUUCUUAAAAUAAUCUGGAAAAUAUCCUUAAUUCGUGGACUUUUAUUCUUAGAAAAGUGAACAUCAGCCAAAGUUGUGUAUUUUUCCCAUUUUGGUUGGGUAUUAGAAAGCUAAUUGAGCUGAAGACAUGCUAGAGUUAAGGGAGAGAUUAAUUAUCAAAACAUUUUUACUCGAUUUUCUUCAUUUUUUGCCUGCAGUUGAUAAAUCAUGGUAUUCCAAGUACAUCUCUUAGGAAUAUGGGGAAUCAAGUUCAAAGAUUUUUUGAGCUCCCUUUACAAGAGAAGAAGAGAUGGGCACAGAGAUCAGGAAGUCUUGAAGGCUAUGGCCAAGCAUUUGUAACCUCUGCAGACCAAAAGUUGGAUUGGAAUGACAUGAUCUUCCUCAAAUGCCUCCCCAUUCAGAACAGAAAAUCGGAUUUGUGGCCUCAAAACCCUCCUGAGUUUAGGGAAACAUUAGAGAUAUAUUCUGAAGAUAUAAGGGAAGUUACAAUUUCUCUUGUGAAGUUCAUUACUAUGUCUUUGGGGCUUCAAGACACACAGAUAUCAGAAAGUUUCCGAGAAGGACUAUAUGAAAUAAGGAUGAAUUGCUACCCACCCUGUCCAGAGCCUGAAAGGGUACUUGGGAUUGUGCCCCAUGCUGACAAUUCCGGGAUCACUCUUUUGCUUGAUUGUGCUGAUUUUCCAGGGUUGCAGUUCCUCAAAGAUAAAAAAUGGGUCAAUGUUGAACCUAUAGAAGGGGCCAUUGUUGCAAACAUUGGCCAAAUUAUUGAGGUUAGUACUUAAUUGUGACUCGUUAGGCAGCACAUUCAACCUCAGAUAGAUGAUUGCAGGUUUGUUACCGAUCAAUUAAAUGGAUAUAGCAAUAGCAUUGUUGCAUUAUAUGUGAUCUAGAAUUGCCAUCACAUUUUGUGAUUUGAAAAAUGAGAUUUAGUCAAGGAAAAAAUUUACACUGAUCAGAAAUCAUUAUUCGUAUGAUUCGUAAGAUAGUUAUUGUGAAAAAUAAAAAACAAUAAACUUACCAAACACAACAGUUAGUAACUAGGAGUCUAUUUAGAUAUAAAUUAAAAGUGUUUGAGAGGUUUCUCUACUAAAAAAAGUUAUUUAUUUUCAAUAGAAAAAUUCUCAAAUUUUUUUUUAUUUGUAUUCAAACAGACUCUAGAUGUAACACUUGGAGUGCAUACCCUAUUUAAUCAAAAAU
This is a messenger RNA of Cajanus cajan (pigeon pea), 1311 nucleotides long. NCBI's taxonomy places the organism in Eukaryota, Viridiplantae, Streptophyta, Magnoliopsida, Fabales, Fabaceae. The record is from RefSeq and is a predicted model, not a curated record.